Messenger RNA from Drosophila bipectinata, 834 nucleotides. Its product is annotated as antigen 5 like allergen Cul n 1-like. The record is from RefSeq and is a predicted model, not a curated record. Lineage: Eukaryota; Metazoa; Arthropoda; Insecta; Diptera; Drosophilidae.
AUGUCCAAGACGCCUUCGACUACCAGAAGUCAGUUGAAAGCCAGCAUCAGUAUGAAGACAUUCAUUGUUCUAGUUGCCUUCGUUGGAGCUACCAUUGCAGUGGAUUACUGUGCCUUGCCCACUUGCCUGGACAAGCACAUUGGCUGCAACAACAAGGGAAACUUCAGUGAGAACUGUCCCAAGGAUUCCCGUGAAGUUAAAAUCGAGGCACACCACAAACUGAUCCUCACCCUCUUUAAUGACCUACGCAACAAGGUAGCAGGAGGUGGUGUUGAGGGCCUUCCCAAGGCUAUCCGCAUGGCCAAGAUGUCCUGGUGCGAGGAGCUAGCUCACCUAGCCAUGUUGAACGUAAAGACCUGCGAAUCCCUGCCAGACAAGUGCCGCAGCACCGAGAGAUUCGCCUAUGCCGGCCAGAACAACGCCAUCUUCCACUACAGCGGAGCCGAGUCCGAGUACACUGAUGCUGAGAUCCUCAAGGAGCAGAUUGAGAACUGGUUCAACGAGCGUUCCAACGCCUCUCCCGACAUCCUGGCCAGCUUCCCCGAGGAACUGCCCAACAAGAAAGUGGCCCAGUUCACCAUCUCGGUGGCCGAGAAGAACACCCACGUCGGCUGCGCUGCCAUCCGCUUCACCAGAGACUUCUACAACCACUUCGUCCUCACCUGCAACUUUGCCACCGCCAACAUCGUUGGACAGCCCGUCUACACUCCCGGCGAUAAGGCCACCUCCGGCUGCAAGAACCGCUACGGUGCCGCCUUCGACUAUCCCAACCUUUGCUACGCCAAGGAGAUCUACGACAACGAGAAGAUCGUGGAAGGAAUCAAGGUGGUCUAA